AUGGUCUCAGAGCCACAGCCCGAGGUGGACUAUGCCUCGUCAUUAGAAAAAGGAGUGUACGACGGUGACGGUGGGAGAAAACUCAAGGUUGUCGGUUGGUACGGCGAGUCAGAUCCAGCAAACCCCAUCAACUGGCCCAAGUGGAAGAAAGCCCUUGUCGUCUUGACCAUCAACUUUACCGCAUUCGUCGUCUACAUGGCAUCGGCCAUCUACACCCCCUCACAACCAGGCGUUCAGAGCGAGUUUGGCGUGUCAGCCACAGCAUCAAGCCUGGGGCUUGGUCUCUUUGUCGUGGGCUACGGCACCGGGUCUCUGUUCUGGUCUCCCGUGUCGGAAAUCCCAGCCGUUGGGAGGAACGGCCCUUAUGCUCUUACGCUGGCGAUCUUCUUGAUCCUGUCUGUUCCAACAGCUCUCUCCAACAGCUUUGGAAUGCUUCUUGCUUUUCGAUUUCUGCAAGGCUUCUUUGGGUCUCCAAUCUUAUCCACCGGCGGCGCUUCGCUGGGCGACAUCGCGGACCCAUACACAAAGCCCUACUCACUGUACACUUGGGCCAUUUCAUCCUUUGCAGGCCCAUCUGUUGGCACCAUCAUGGCGGGCUUUACGGUUCCCCGACUAGGCUGGCGAUGGGGCUUAUGGGAGAUUCUGAUCGUUGUGAGCCCGGCUCUGGCUCUUCUGUUAUUCCUCCCCGAAACUUCAGCACCUACGAUUCUAUACCGUAGAGCAAAGUUGAUACGCCAGCUCACGGGAAGUGACUCGUACGUAGCGAGGUCCGAGAUUGAAUCCAGCCAUGUCACACUUAUGACCUGGUUCUAUGGGUAUCUUGUCAUCCCUUGGAAGAUCAAUCUUCUGGAUCCGUCCAUCAUGUUCACGAGCGUGUAUUCCGGCCUCACUUACGCCAUCUUUCUCUCCAUGUUUGAGUUCUUCCCCAUGGUGUAUGGAGAUAUCUACGGCAUGGCCCCGGGUGAGAUUGGUCUGGUUCUCAUCUGCAACAUUGUCGCAACUAUCGUUGCUGGUGUCCCAUAUCUUGCCUUUGUCUACUACAAAGUCAAUCCGUCGGUGAAGCAAGGGCGGCCGAUGUCACCGGAACGCCGGCUUCUCCCUGCGGUAAUCGGUUCUCUCCUGGUUCCGGGCGGCAUAUUUAUGUUCGGAUGGACCUCUAGGCCAACAAUUCAUUGGAUUGUGCCAACGAUUGGCGCACUCCUCUCCUCGGCUGGCUUUAUCGUCAUCAUACAAAGCAUCUUUGUGUAUGUCACCCUCGCGUAUCCCACGUACGCUGCCUCACUUUUUGCCGGCAAUGGCUUCAUCAAGGGGUUAGUUGCCUGUGGUGGCAUUCUUUGGUCACAUCCGCUAUACCAGGGGCUUGGCCUGUCCAAAGGCAUGUCGGUCCUUGGGGCCCUCUGUGCGGCUUGUAUUGCUGGCACUCUUAUCCUGUACACGUGGGGCCAUAAGCUCAGGGAAAGGAGCAGAUUUGCAGCUUAG
Molecule: messenger RNA, 1479 nt
Organism: Fusarium vanettenii 77-13-4
Lineage: Eukaryota; Fungi; Ascomycota; Sordariomycetes; Hypocreales; Nectriaceae
Exons: 2
Coding region: 1-1479 (492 amino acids)
Biological process (GO): xenobiotic detoxification by transmembrane export across the plasma membrane
Molecular function (GO): fluconazole transmembrane transporter activity
Source: RefSeq, a predicted model, not a curated record